Messenger RNA from Ictalurus punctatus (channel catfish), 1617 nucleotides. RefSeq names its product outer mitochondrial membrane lipid metabolism regulator OPA3 (gene opa3). The coding region runs from base 1 to 516 and encodes 171 amino acids. Gene Ontology annotation, cellular component: mitochondrion. The record is from RefSeq and is a predicted model, not a curated record. NCBI's taxonomy places the organism in Eukaryota, Metazoa, Chordata, Actinopteri, Siluriformes, Ictaluridae. Gene Ontology annotation, biological process: regulation of lipid metabolic process. The transcript has 2 exons.
AUGAAAAUGGUUCUCCUAGGCCUUGUUAACUGCUGUGGUCUGGUUCCGAAAGAUCAAAAUGGCAUGCUGCAUGACUUCCGUUUGGGAAAACAGCACAAGAAUUCCUCAGUACUGGAGAGAUUCUCAGGAGUUUGUGUCGGACUGAGUCCUGCCCACUGCUGCACUGUUCUCAAACUCCACCCAGUGUACCACUGGAUCGAGAUGAAAACAAAGAUGAGGAUAAUGGGCUUCCGUGGUGCUGCCGUCAAACCACUUAACGAGGACGCGGCUGCGGAGCUGGGAGCCGAGCUGCUCGGCGAGACCAUCAUCUUCCUCAUCGGCGGCGGCUGUCUUGUAUUUGAGUAUAGCAGGCAAGCGUGGAACAGCAGGAGAAAGGAUGAAGAGCUGACCCACACUAUCAACAGCCUGCAGGUGCAAAUUGGAGAACUGGCCCUAACCACAGAAACUCUAGACGCUCAGCUCCGUGAGGUCAACAGGCUUCUUCUGUCUUUGCCACCUGCUCCGAGUGGCAAAUAGUAACACCAAACAUCAAUGCGUGAUGCUGGGUGGAACAGACAGACUAAAGCAGUGUGUGCGUGUGAAGUACUAAAAUACAAAUAAGCUCCGCCAUGUACAUAUGACAUUUAAUGAAAAUACUCACACACACACACACACACACACACACACACACACACACACACACACACACACACACACAUAUAUAUAUAUAUGUCAACAUUUAAGAGGUCAUCAGAACCUGUGGUUUAUUACAUGUACUCAUUUUAUGGCUUGGUGUUCAGUAUUGCAUAUAUGGAGAGCAAAUGUUAAAUUUAUUGGCACAGAUUAACCCAAGUUAAUUUGUUCUCUUAUCACGCUCUGCGGAAACAUUUCAUAUUUCUCCAUGGGACUUUUCUGUGGUUCGUUCUAAAACUGUAUUGUAUCUGGAACAUUUUGAUUUGAUGCCUGUAGCUUGGUUCAGGUUUCAGAAUUUGUUUCUGGAUGCCUCAGAAUUCAGCUCAGCUGAAUUUGAUAGAAUCUAUGAAUUCCAGGAAAGUCUAAUCUUAUCCGGAAAGGGCCGGUUUUCAUUUCAACCAAGCAGAAGUCACACCUGAGUCUGUUGAAAGUCAAGAUGAACUGAUUAAACAGGUGGAAUCAGGUGUGGCUCCUUCUUGAUUGGAACAAAAACCUGCACCCACUCUGGCCUUUUGCGGAUAAGAUUGGAUAUCUCUGGUUUAUCCAGUAUUGACUUCCUGUUGGUCAGAACAGUGAGGGAACAUAAAGAGCUUUCACUUCACACACUGUAUGUGGAUGUCUGGAUUGUUUUGUGCGUUUGGUAAGGUUCAUCAUGCCUCCCCCUGGCUUCACUUUCAUAAAACUCUAAAACACAAUUUUUCACUCAUUGUCAGUUAAUCCGUUAAUGAAACAAUUUAGUUGCGUUCGAGCAAUGCAAAAGAUACUGCAGAUAGACUCUGGAUGAUUACAAUGAUUAUAAGUUUGACAAAAUCGAAUACAUCCGACUUGUGAUUUCAAGCCCCAUGCCUGUGCACUGAUCCUGUUUGUAUUGAUGGAUGUCUGAAAUGACAUGUGCAUAGAGAUGUAUAUUGAUUAUUGUACAAUAAAAUGAAUACCCUGCCAAUA